Molecule: messenger RNA, 369 nt
Organism: Emiliania huxleyi CCMP1516
Lineage: Eukaryota; Haptophyta; Isochrysidales; Noelaerhabdaceae
Exons: 4
Coding region: 1-189 (62 amino acids)
Source: RefSeq, a predicted model, not a curated record
AUGCCACCGAAGGCGCUGUCGAGGUUCGCCGAGCUCGGCGCAGUGACAAUUUACCCGACAUCAAUCGUCGACGGCAAGCUCGAGAACUGCGCCUCCAAAGUCGCCCAGAUUCGCCUCUCGCGGCGCGCUGAGUUAGUAUCGCCGGUGGAGCCGACAAACGCCGGCCGGGCGCCGCUCGGACUCGGUUGACGGCCGCCCAAGUGCUUGGCUCGUGCCCAGCCGACCGGCAGGCGAUGCCCACUCGCUGCUAGGCUAAUCUCGGGCUGUCUUGCGGCGGUGUGGUGCCGUGAAGGGCACCCGGCACAAAACUACGAUAGUUAGUACCGUGCGGGGGCAGUGCAUUUAAUUCUGUCAAAAAUCGAAAUGUGC